This is a messenger RNA of Exserohilum turcica Et28A, 1734 nucleotides long. RefSeq lists its product as uncharacterized. Gene Ontology annotation, biological process: tRNA processing. The coding region runs from base 1 to 1734 and encodes 577 amino acids. The record is from RefSeq and is a predicted model, not a curated record. Lineage: Eukaryota; Fungi; Ascomycota; Dothideomycetes; Pleosporales; Pleosporaceae. The transcript is spliced from 2 exons. Gene Ontology annotation, molecular function: flavin adenine dinucleotide binding; tRNA dihydrouridine synthase activity.
AUGGCGACUGAGACGACACAAACGGUGCAGGCGGAGGUUGCAGGAGCACUGCGUAAUGGAGAGGCACAGAAGAAUGGGAAGCCGCGAAAGUUGCAUGGGCGCGCAUUCUACGAGAGCAUUGGAAGUCCGAAGCUUGUGCUGGCUCCUAUGGUGGAACAGUCAGAAUUUGCAUGGCGACUCCUUUCGCGCUCUUUCCUCCCUCCGUCCGAGCAAAAAUCCCUCCUAGCGUAUUCGCCCAUGUUCCACUCCAAGAUGUUUGGCGAGAAGAGCCAGUACCGGGAUUCGCAUUUCCAGCCGCUCAAGUCAGCUCUUCCCUCGCCCGUCGACUACUACCACCUAUCUCAACUGCCUGAUUCGAGUAGACAUCUUGACGGACAUCCCGCCUUUGACAGGCCCCUCACUGUGCAGUUUUGUUCCAACGAUCCAGACGACUUUCUCAGAGCAGCAAAACACGUCGCGCCCUUUUGCGAUGCGGUCGACUUGAACUUGGGAUGUCCUCAGGGCAUUGCGAAGCGCGGAAAAUACGGCUCAUUUCUACAAGAAGACUGGGACUUGAUUGCGAGGAUGAUUCGAAAGUUGCACGAAGAGUUGGAAAUACCCGUCACGGCAAAAAUGCGAAUUCUCGAGACCCCGGAGAAGACGCUGGCAUAUGCAAAGACCAUAUUAGACGCGGGUGCCAGCAUCCUCACCGUGCAUGGCCGGCGGCGGGAGCAGAAAGGUCACAACACUGGGUUGGCAGACUGGCAGAUGAUUCGGUACCUGCGGGAAAACCUGCCGAAAGAGACUGUCCUCUUCGCCAACGGCAACAUCUUACAACACGAGGAUAUCGCAGCGUGUCUAGAGGCAACAGGCGCAGAUGGAGUCAUGAGCGCAGAAGGAAACUUGUACGAUCCGACCAUCUUUGCGCCACCACCGCCCGUAGGCCAGAAAGGGCGUGAAUACUGGAGGGGUCGAGACGGCAAGGGUGGAUACAGAGUGGAUGCCGUCAUGAGGCGGUACAUGGACAUUAUCCACAAAUAUGCGCUGGGCCAAGAGCCUCCGCAGAGGAAACCACUAUGGAUGCCUGGAGAUGCCGAGUCGCCACCUGAAGAAGAAGAGGCCAAGCCUGACGACGACGACGAAGACGGCCCACCCAAGAAGAAGAGAAAGCAAAUGUCCAAAUCCGAGAAGAAGAAGGAAGCAACCAAUCCAAACCUGACCGCCAUGCAAGCACAUCUCUUCCAUCUCCUACGGCCGCUCGUUGCAGAGCAUCACAACGUGCGCGAUGCGCUUGCACGUUCCCGAACAGGCGACAUUGACGCAUUUGAGAACGUCCUCAGCAUGGUCGAGCAAGUCGUCAAGCAAGGCAUUCAGGCGUACGAGCAGGAGCCUGCCAACACAGCUCCCGAGCCCGAGUCCACCACUGACGCCGCUUCAACUCUCCCCGAACCCCUCGACCCGUACGAGUCCUCGCUCGCGACCGUCGCCCGCUGCAAACGCCCAUACUGGGUCUGCCAGCCCUACGUGCGGCCCCUGCCCAAAGAGGCCCUCGAAAAAGGCAGCAUGACUGUCAGCAAGAAGGAGAAGAAGCGCCUGGAGAUGCAAGCAGAACAAGCCACUCAGAAUGAAGAUGCUACGGCCAAAGCAGUGGGGUUGGAACCUGCCGGCACCGUGGAAAAACAGGUCUUGCUAGGGGAAAAGGGCGAGGUCAAGGAUGUAGUUGAGGAGCCGAGGGAUGGCUUGGUGUGUGGAUAG